UUCAUAAUCGAAAUCAUUUGAGAAACAAACAGAUCAGGAGAAGACAAAAUUCACGAGAUUGCUCUGAAGCCUUUCAGACAUGAAUCUCUUACCGUCUGUAGUCACACUGGGACUGUGCUGUGUGCUCAGCUCUCUGUCUGUAUCAGGAUCUGAGGAGAAUAGUUCAAUCAGGCCUUUCAUUUUGGAUGCCAUCAAAGAAGCCAAACAAGUUGUAGACGACUCUUAUUUGUACUCUCGUCAAAAGAGUCUUGAAAGGGUGCGCAGGGAUGAUUUCAUCAAGCCGUCUGAUAUCCUGCGUCUAUUGAAGCAGCCAAAGCGGAAGGCGCGUGAUGCUGUGAGAGCUGCGGAUUACUUAGAGCAGACACUGAGGAUCAUCUCGGAGAAAUCACACCACGCACACAAGAGAUCUAUUAAUGCCACAGCACUGCUUACUCAAGAAGAACUCAACACAAUCAAGAAGCUGACUGGCUGUGCCGCUCAAACCCAGCCACCUCCAUGCAGAACACUACCGGAUCUGAACAAAUAUCGCACAGCCUCCAGCGUCUGCAACAACCAAUUAAAUCCACUUCGAGGUGCCUCAAACAUAGCAUUCGCUCGCUGGUUGCCUUCUAACUAUGAAGAUAACAUUUCUCAACCUCAAGGAUGGAACACAGGAAAACUCUAUAAUGGUGUUGUGCUGCCUCUGGUGAGGGAGGUGUCAAACCGAAUUUUCAGCACGCAGGACCAAAAUGUCGUGGGAGACAGUCAGUACACAUUCUUCAUCACCUUCUUUGGCCAGUGGAAUGAUCACGACCUGUCAUUCACCCCAGUGUCACCCAGCAUCCGGUCCUUCAGCAACGGAAUAAGCUGUGAUGAGAGCUGUGAGCGCUCUGAGCCAUGCUUCCCCAUCCAGAUUCCUAGAGAUGACCCGCGCUUGCCCUCUAACGCCAAAAGCUGCCUCCCUGUAUUUCGUUCUGCACCUGCCUGCGGCUCUGGAACCGGUGCAUACAUGUUUGGAGGUGUCCCGCAAGGGAGGGAGCAGAUCAACACCCUGACAUCAUUCUUAGAUGUUGGUCAGCUGUAUGGCUCUGAGGAUGGGCUCGCUCAAGAACUCCGUAAUCUCUCCAACGACGAGGGCCUCAUGCGCGUCAAUGAUAAAUUUCAGGACAAUGGACGUGAGCUGCUGCCCUUCACCAAGGUGGACACCAAAAUUUGCUCCACACGCAAUCGCAUUCUCAACACCACGGGCCUGGAGGAAGUGCCAUGUUUUAUUGCAGGUGAUGCACGUGUGGAUGAGAACAUCGCUCUGACUUCACUGCACACACUUUUCCUGCGGGAACACAACCGGAUCGCGCGUGCUCUGCGGCGCCUGAACCCGCACUGGACCAGUGAACAGCUUUAUCAGGAAACUCGCAAAAUUCUUGGAGCUUUUCAUCAGAUCAUAGUGUUCAGGGAUUACCUGCCACACAUCGUGGGAACAGAAGCCGCGAGAAGGCAGCUCGGCAGGUAUCCUGGCUAUAACCCCAAUGUUGACCCGACUAUCUCAAACGUCUUCGCUACCGCUGCUUACCGCUUCGCCCACGCCACUCUCCAACCCCUUAUUUUCCGUCUGGAUGAAAACUUUCAAGAAAAUAGACAGUUCCCCAGCGUUCCGCUUCACACGGCCUUCUUUACACCAUGGAGAAUCGUAUUUGAAGGUGGAAUUGAUCCUCAGAUUCGAGGGCUGAUUAGUCGGCCAGCUAAGCUGAACAAGCAGGAUGCUAUCCUGGUGAACGCAGUAAGAGAGAAACUGUUUGCCUUUACCAGCAAAAUCGCUCAGGACCUGGGUUCCCUCAACCUGCAGAGGGGCAGAGACCACGGCCAGCCAGGCUACAACGCUUGGCGCAGAUUCUGCGGCCUGUCCACACCCAGGAAUGUCAAUGAAUUGGCAAGUGUGCUGAAUAACACCGUUCUUGCAAGUAAACUCCUCCAGCUUUACGGCUCUCCCGAUAACAUCGACCUUUGGGCUGGAGGCAUUGCUGAACCAUUUGUCGCCGGAGGCCGAGUCGGGCCAGUGUUCUCCUGUAUCAUUGCCACCCAGUUCCAGAAGAUCCGCCAAGGAGACAGGCUCUGGUGGGAGAACAGCGGCGUUUUCACCCCAGCACAGAGAGCCUCCCUGUCCAAAGUGUCUCUGUCUCGCAUCGUCUGUGACAACACAGGCAUUUCUAGAGUCCCUAGGAACGCUUUUCUCUUUAGCCCCAACCAAGCAAACUUCAUCAACUGCAGAAGUAUCCAAAAGGUUGACCUCAGUCCUUGGAAGGAAACAGUCACUAGGGGCGUAAGCAGUGAAAGUGAAUCUGAUGAAAAUGAGAUUAACGAAGAAUGAGAAGCUCCAGUUGUCCAUGUUGAACUACAACAAAAGUAAUCCCCCUGGCCUCUUCCUCUCUGUCUUCGCUUCUGCAAAAUCAUCUACAAACAUCUGAACCUCUACAACACCCAUAUGAGUUCAUUAAAUUGAUUAAUACAUUUAUUGACUGAUUGCUCUGCAAAAGUCCCCAUUUUACAUUCAAGUUCUGUUACAUAGCAAACUAUUGUCCUAGGUUACAGCUGUACAAUUUUACCACAAAACAAACCAAUGUUGUAUCAGUUGGAAUUGGAAGAGUAAUGAUGGAAAGGAAUCAAAUACAUCCAGGGUCGAUCCACAUACACCAGUACACACCUAAGGGUUGCUUUCCAGAUAGGGAUUUGCAUACUGUACACUGUUCACGAAUAUGUUUUCUAACUUUGCGCUCCUCCGAGUGCACUGAUCGCACUUUACAAAUUAAAUGGCUAACUUUUUCUUUUGCUAGAUAGUGAGAAUUGAAAGAUAAUGGCUUUUGAGCAUUCUGUUGAGGAGACACUUGAAUAUACUGUACUGUAGGUCACUUUACUGUUACAUGUCAUCACAUUUAGUAUGAUAGUUUUUCAGCACUUCUCUUUUACAUAUACAGUACUAUAUAUUUUUCAUUAUGCAUACAGUCUAGCUCCCUUUUUCUGAGCUUGGUAAAUAUUGUGUUGCAUUGAUAUUUUUAUUCUUCUUUUUAAUUUUUUAAAAUUGAAUAAAAUGCUGUACCUGAUCUGCA
This is a messenger RNA of Clarias gariepinus (North African catfish), 3080 nucleotides long. RefSeq names its product eosinophil peroxidase-like. The coding region runs from base 80 to 2344 and encodes 754 amino acids. Gene Ontology annotation, molecular function: heme binding; peroxidase activity. The record is from RefSeq and is a predicted model, not a curated record. Gene Ontology annotation, biological process: response to oxidative stress. Lineage: Eukaryota; Metazoa; Chordata; Actinopteri; Siluriformes; Clariidae. The transcript has 15 exons.